AUGAAUCAACAAGGAGGUGGAGCUGGAGGAGGAGGGUCCAUUAAAAUGUCCUCGACCGCUGUGAAAGGCCAGAUGAAAGGCCUCCUUAAAGGACUAAGAUACAUUUCCCAAAUUUUCGAUGAGGAUGAAGAAAAGGAGAUACAAAUUGGGUUUCCUACAGAUGUAAAGCAUUUGGCACAUAUUGGAUGUGAAGAUGGAAAGGCGAAUCCACCUAGCUGGAUGACCGAGUUUAAAGAUUCACAACCAUCUUCGCCCAAAGCAAAGACAUCUGAAGGCCUAGAUAGUGGUAAUAAUAGUGACACCAAUAGUAGUGUAAAAGGAGAAGGAAAGAAAAGCCAUGCUCGAAAGUCGAGGCAUCGUUCAUCGGACAGCCAAUCUUCAAUAAGCUCUCCACCGCGAGAGGAAGGAUCCAACAAGCCAUCACGGCGACACCAUUCUUCAGAAACUUCUAGAAGACACAGCCGUCAUUCAACAGAAGAAGAAGAUAUCAACAAACCACCAACUAAACAUACGCAUCGCAGAAAGACCAAAGAGGAUAAAGACAAAGAAUCUUCUUCCUCGAGAAAGCCUCGAAGGUCGUCCAAGGCUGGUUCCAUGACUGAUGUCUCGUUCACGAAUCUUGGGCCUGGGCCUGGGCCUGGAUCUGUUUCUGGGCCUUUAGCCUAA
Vicia faba (fava bean) is the source of this 666-nucleotide messenger RNA. Lineage: Eukaryota; Viridiplantae; Streptophyta; Magnoliopsida; Fabales; Fabaceae. The record is from the annotation of a GenBank genome assembly.